ACCAUUUCUGCGAAGAUGAUGAUGAAGACGACGAUCUAUCUUUUUCGUCAGAUUCCGAUAUUGGUGAAGCUCUUGACUGGCUCGACGGCACAGAUGAUGACGAGCUCAUCGGUGGCGGGUUCUCUCUCCACGCUCCUCGACCUAACGAUAUGUACAAGGCGAUUACCGUUUUAGAUAUGGCUACUGUCGCCACAAUCCUCGGAAGAUGGUGAAGACUUGGGCUGAAAAAGAACACAGAAAUCUUAAGAGGCUUGAGGCAGCAGGAAUUAGGUGUCCAGUCAUGGAGUUUAUAGGAAGGGAUGGUUGGGCUGCACCGCGACUCAGAGAUGCUGCAUUAUCACUGGACAAGUUGCGCGAGUCUUAUCUAGAGUUGAUUAUUCAAAUGCGAACAUUGUAUCAGAAGUGCAAAUUGGUUCAUGGAGAUCUCAGUGAGUAUAAUAACAUUCUUUAUUUCGAGGGGCACCUUUAUAUAAUCGAUGUUUCUCAAUCAGUGGAUCUGGACCAUCCUCUUACCCUCAAUUUUCUACGUGAAGAUUGUGACCAUGUCUCGGUAAGUUUCUUAUGUAUUGACAGGAUUUUUUUCAAAAAACACGGUGUUGCUGUAAUGACCAUAAGGGAGUUAUUUGAUUUCAUAGUUGUUCCAACAAUUUCAGACGAAGAUGUUGAUAGCUAUUUAGAAGAGCUUUAUGUCCGAAUGCUAUAUAAUCAUCUUAUCUUAUUGGUUGGUUAUGUUGAACAAUCAUACAUACCGAAAUCUCUUGAUGCUGUGAAGAACCCGGAAGCUGAUGUGGAGAAGAUAACCAGCGGGCGAGAUACAGGAGACAUGUUGUACCAAACCAUCACUGGGCUUAAGGAUCCUCUUCCUAAAUUAGAUGAGCAGCAAAUCAAGAUGGAUGUUGAAAACAAAAUAGAGGAAGAAGAAGAAAGUGAAGACGAAAGUGAAAGUGGAAGUGAAGAAGAAUUGGGUCCUGAAGACAAGAAAGCAGCAAGCGCACAAGAAGAAAGUGAAAGAAGAAAAGAGAGAGGCUAG
Messenger RNA from Eruca vesicaria subsp. sativa (arugula), 1030 nucleotides. The record is from the annotation of a GenBank genome assembly. Lineage: Eukaryota; Viridiplantae; Streptophyta; Magnoliopsida; Brassicales; Brassicaceae.